CCUUUUCCGGAUGCUUCUGGAACCCGACCUUGCUGCUUCCCAUCCCACGAGUAGUCUCUCCGUCUCUCGGCUCUUCCAGAAGCUCCCAUCCACCUCACCCGAUUCCUUUCUCUCUCUCCUACCCCUCUCGUCAACGAAUGCGCAGCGGAGGCCGAUAGCGCGUCGAGUCGGCCCAACGGUAACCCGUGAUUGAUCGGGCGGUGCUGACGUGGCGGAGGCCCUGGACGGCGGAGAUGUGCUGGUCCGGUGGUCUCUCGAACGGGAGAAGGGCGGCCGUCCGAUCGGCGUUUCCGCUUGCGCUGGGGCGAAGCCGGUGGACGUGGCUCCGCCGGUGUCCUCGUCGGUUUCGAAUUCCAGCUAUAAAAGUUUCCACGCCACGCCCAACGUCUCUUUCUCUCUCUCAAGAAGCCUUCUUUCUCUCUCCCACUCUCUCUCAAGAAGCCUUCUUUCGCUCUCAGUUCUCUUGCUUCCUGUGAUCGAUAAUGGAGGAUCGAUCAAUAGCUCGCCUCGGUUGCCUGCGCUCGCCAGCUUGUUCUCUGAUGAAUCGGACGGAGAUUUGCGACAGAUUCAUCCCGGUGAGGUCUGCAAUGGAUUUCGAUGUGGCCCAUUUCUUGCUAACAAAGCAGAAGAUAAAAAAAGAGAACAUUCAUAGGUCUUCCUGCUCGAGCGAGUAUUACCAGAAGCUUCUUUCAGAAUGUUGCCUAAAGAAUAGGACCCGAAUACUCAUAUUCAAGAGGAAGCCCCCAGCACCGGUUAAAGAGUUUUUUGAAGAUGUCUACUUUGAUUCUUCUUGUAAGUCCAGUGUAGUGAAACAGUGGAGGCACAUACCCAAGCAUGCAGAGAGGACAUUAGAUGCCCCAGAUCUCAUAAAUGAUUACUAUCUAAGUCUGCUUGAUUGGGGGAGUAGCAAUGUCUUGGCGAUUGCCCUUGGGAAUGCAGUUUAUUUGUGGAAUGCCUCUAAUGGGUCUAGUUCAGAGCUUAUGAGUGUGGAAGCAGAUAAUGGGCCUGUUACUUGUGUCAGUUGGUCUCCAGAUGGGCAGGUGCUCGCCAUUGGCUUAAACAAUUCUCGGGUCGAGUUGUGGGAUCCAAGAGCUAGCCAAAGGUUGAGAACUCUGCGGGGGGCUCGUCGAUCACGUGUUGGAUCAAUUGCUUGGAAUGAUCACAUUUUGACGACUGGGGGAAUGGAUGGCAUGAUAAAGAACCAUGAUGUGAGAGUGCAAAACUGCACUCUUCAUAACUUCAGAGGGCACAAGCAAGAAGUUUGUGGGCUAAAGUGGUCGCUAUCAGGUCAAAAAUUGGCAAGUGGGGGGCGUGAUAACCUCAUGCACAUAUGGGACAUAUCAAUGGCCUCUGCAAAUCAUCCUCCAACUCGGAAUCAAUGGCUUCAUAGAUUUAAUGAUCAUACUGCUGCUGUAAAGGCCCUCACAUGGUGCCCGUUUCAGCACAAUCUGCUUGUAUCUGGGGGUGGUGGGACUGACUGGUGCAUUAAAUUCUGGAACACCCAAACUGGAGACCUCUUAGAUUCAGUGAAUACUGGUUCCGAAGUCAGUGCACUGUUAUGGAGUAAAAAUGAAAGGGAGCUGUUGAGCUCACAUGGUUUUCCUAAUAAUCAACUCACCCUGUGGAAGUACCCAUCCAUGACUAAGAUUACGGAGCUUAUAGGUCAUAUAUCACCAGUUCUUUCCAUGGUUCAGAGCCCAGAUGGUUGCAAGGUAGCAUCUGCAGCAGCAGAUGAGAGGCUUAACUUUUGGAACAUUUUUGAGACCCCGGAGGCACCAAAGCAUGCAGCUAAAACAGCAGAUGCAGGGCCAUUUGUCAGUUUCAGUCUUAUCAGGUGUUUCCUUGUGUUUCUGCAAUCUCUGGUAACUUCUACCAUCCAAAUUUUGUUGCGCAAUAACUGUUCCCAGAAAUGAAGCAUGAGCAACAGAAUUUGAGGGGGAAAAAAGAAUUGAGGGAAAAAAAUCACAAGUGGGAACCAUUUACAUUUUCUUCUAUUAAAUGCAUUAUCUGCAAACAAGGUGGAAAUUAAAAAGGUUUAGGAGCUGUAGUCUGCAGUGUUUAGAUGCUGUCCAAAGUUGUACCACAGAAAAUGCUUGUCAAGGUACUAGCAAAUUCUUCACCAAAAUCCAUAUCUGUGAAGCAUUUUUUGAGCA
This is a messenger RNA of Phoenix dactylifera (date palm), 2153 nucleotides long. Its product is annotated as cell division cycle 20.2, cofactor of APC complex-like. The record is from RefSeq and is a predicted model, not a curated record. NCBI's taxonomy places the organism in Eukaryota, Viridiplantae, Streptophyta, Magnoliopsida, Arecales, Arecaceae. Gene Ontology annotation, biological process: anaphase-promoting complex-dependent catabolic process; positive regulation of anaphase-promoting complex-dependent catabolic process; positive regulation of ubiquitin protein ligase activity. Gene Ontology annotation, cellular component: anaphase-promoting complex. Gene Ontology annotation, molecular function: anaphase-promoting complex binding; protein binding; ubiquitin ligase activator activity.